Molecule: messenger RNA, 1107 nt
Organism: Annulohypoxylon truncatum
Lineage: Eukaryota; Fungi; Ascomycota; Sordariomycetes; Xylariales; Hypoxylaceae
Exons: 4
Coding region: 1-1107 (368 amino acids)
Source: RefSeq, a predicted model, not a curated record
AUGGAGAUCGAAAAGAACUGUAUCAUAAACCCCGAGAGUUACGACAAGUUUGAACUCUCUAGCAGACGCAAAUCAUCUAAUGAAGAAGUCUUGGACUUCUUAGAUCGCGACCUUAUGAACAAAGAUGCCGUGUAUGAAAGAUUUACGGAGAAACUCUUGAAGAGAUGGAUUAUCAAGGAUAGGGGAACCAGCGGAGUGGAAACGCUCAGACAAGCAUUUCGCAAACUACGCGAUGCCGAAACGGGUUACCUUUCUCAAGAUAGGUUCAAAAACUUCAUGAACGAGAAGUGGCCUAGAUUUGGGCUUGCCGAAUCUUCGGAAGGGUUAACACUACUAUUCGACAUCUUUAGCUGGCAUGCGUUUUUUCCUUUUCCAGCAUCACUUACUGAAUCGGGAACGCCUUGCAUAGAUGAAGAUGCCUUUCUCCGCGCAAUAUGCUUGUUAACAUGGGACCCCGCACCGCUAUACGAACCUAGGUUCUCAGGUGCUCUUCAUAGUGCAACAUCGGGAACCUGGGGGCCACAUAGCGGCUGGCUCAUCAGUAAACGUGGCAAAGACGGCAGCGAUUUCCUUAGACGCAUUUUUCGGAGCAUUGCUGUCCCCAACAGCACCGUCGUGGGCAAUGAGACGACGAUCCAAGUUCCUCGAUUCAUAUACCGCCAGCCUCGGCGGAAGGGACAGAAACCCAAGGACUCCGACUCCGAAGACGAUGUAGGGCAGCAGGUCGUCGUCAUGGAAAUUGAGAGUGAGCGAACAGUCGAUAUACAGGAUAUCAUCGCGGAAAAUCCGCCCGAUGAAAUUCCCAAGACGGCGAAUCCACUUCGAGAAAGCUAUAGCCCUGCCUUGCCGACUCUUCCACGCCAUCCCUUUGAUCUCACUGACCUUCAUGUCCCGACUACAAAGCUAGUAACUCUCCUGAAUUUGAUGAAAGCGGUGAAACCUGGAGAGCAGGGUACAGUACAGGGUUUGAUCACUUCAGCGGAACAACUGGGAAACGAAGGAGAGCUCAACUGGGAGUGGUUUCAGGCGGUGAUGCUGAAUAAAGCCGAAUUUGUUGCAAACGCUUUGCAAGAGAUCGUUGGAAUAUUCAAGGUUAAGAGAGUAUGA